UUGAAGGAGAGCGCUGUCUUUACAAAGAAACUGGUGUUUGAAUUUCAGCCCUCGUUCGUUUUUCUUUUACUUCACAAGACUCCGUCACAGCGGAGCUCUUCAUUAACUAAAGCUCCCUUCGCUUCUGUAACUGCGGCUUCUGUGCUGUUAACGGUUCUCUUUCCUAAAUGAACAAGAGCUGCAGUGAAAACCCUGCGGAUAUUCUCGUCACAAAGCUUUUUUUUGUUGUUGUUUUUGGAUUACGUGUUUCGUGCGGUUUUAUUCGUACUGAGCCGCUAAAAACGCUGCUAAAACGAAGGGUUGGAGAAUGGUGAAUUGAUCAAUAAACCGGAGUCGGAAAAAAUACACGAUUUGUGAGAGUGUGGGAAAGAAAAAUCCCUUGUGAUUUUCAGUCCGUUUCUGUGAUCUAUCUUGUGAGUUUUUCCAUUCAGUCAUUUCAGCACCACUAGAAACAGACAGCGACCGCUUAGCUUCCAGGAGAUUGGAAAAUGUACAAUCUGCAUUUCACUUGGAUUUUACUGGAAAUCGGCAGUGAGGAGAGCUAAUAACGCAUUCAAAAAGGAGCACAUACAACUUGUGUUUAGUUUUGCGUUUCACUUUGGGGCAUUUAAUUUCUUUUUAUACUUCGUCGUUCUCAGACACUCUCGGAUGCUGCGUGGAAGAUACGGGGACCAGGAUCAGAGGCGAUUUCCAUGAGGUUAUUGAGAAAGAAAAGAAGAAAAAAAAUAGCCCGGAAAAACAAACAAGGAAUAUUGUAACUUGGGUUGGAAGGAUUUGUGUGCAUACAAUAAAAAGGGAAGGGUUUUAUAAAUACUGCAGCUCCACCUGUUAACUGAACACCAGUUCAUGUGUACACCGAGGUCUCUCUGUAGUCCCUUGUAAGCUUUUGGCCAAGAUCAUCUUCUCAGCCAGGAUUCAAACCAGACAUCUCCCUGUUUCCAUGUUCGCAAUACACACCAUGUGAUGUGCUGUUACAGUGAGAAUCUGUAUCAAAUUGGAAGAAUAUGUAUCCCAUGUAGAAGUACCUCAGUGUCUACAAAUACGUCAAGAUGAUGUGGACUCAGUGAAGACAAAAAUGAAGAAAUUACAUGAUUAAGGCCAGCUUUCCUCACUGUGCCAUAGCACAUGGAUUUCAGGACUUCCAGUGAGGAGACAAAGACUGGGAUUUACUUGCUGCAGGAUGGUAAUCAGGAACCUUUCAAUGUUCGAUUGCACUUAGCCAAAGACAUUCUGACUAUUCAAGAACAGGAUGUUAUCUGCGUGUCUGGUGAACCUUUUUAUUCAAGUGAAAGAACUGUGACAAUCAGGAGACAAACAAUUGGAGGAUUUGGUCUAAGUAUCAAGGGUGGUGCAGAACACAAUAUUCCUGUUGUAAUAUCAAAAAUUUCCAAAGAACAAAAAGCUGAACUAUCUGGUCUGCUGUUCAUUGGAGAUGGAAUCCUUCAGAUAAAUGGAAUAAAUGUGAGAAACUACCGGCAUGAAGAAGUGGUGCAAGUUUUAAGAAAUGCAGGAGAAGAAGUAACGCUGACAGUUUCUUUUCUGAAAAAGACACCAGCUUUUCUUAAACUCCCUCUCUGUGAAGACUGCACAUGUGUUCCCAGUGACCAGAGUAGUGGAACAUCAUCCCCUUUAUGUGAUAGUGGAUUGCAUUUGAACUAUCAUCCAAACAAUACGGAUACUUUGUCUUGCUCAUCUUGGCCUACGUCCCCGGGACUGAGGUGGGAGAAGAGAUGGGUUGAUCUGCGUCUAAUUCCCCUGCUCCAUUCCCGCCUUUCACAGUAUAUUCCAGGCACAGACAUUUGCAGGCAAAAUGCAUUUCAAGUGAUUGCUGUGGAUGGGGUAUGCAGUGGGGUAAUUCAAUGUCUGACUUCUGAAGACUGCUUAGACUGGCUUCAAGCAAUAGCAGCUAAUAUUUCCAAUCUCACAAAGCACAAUAUCAAGAAGAUUAACAGAAACUUCCCAGUAAACCAACAGAUCAUCUAUAUGGGCUGGGUAGAUGAAAGGGAACAGGACUCCCUGCAAGAUCGAAUGUACACACCAAAGUUCCUUGCCCUGAGGGGCUCUUCGCUCUUCAAAUUUUCAGCACCUCCAGUCACAACAUGGGACUGGACAAGGGCUGAGAAAAGUUUCACUGUGUAUGAAAUUAUGUGCAAGAUUCUGAAGGACAGUGACCUUCUGGACCAGCGAAAGAACUGCUUCAGUCUUCAGACUGAAAGCGGAGAGGACAUGUUCUUCAGUGUGGAACUGGAGUGUGAAUUGACACUUUGGGAGAAAGCUUUCCAGACUGCAACCUUCCUGGAGGUUGAAAGAAUUCAGUGCAAAACCUAUGCAUGUAUAAUGGAAAGUCACCUUAUGGGACUCACAAUAGAUUUCAGCAUGGGAUUUAUUUGCUUUGAUGCAGCAUCAAAGGCAGUCCUUUGGCGCUACAAGUUUUCCCAGUUGAAGGGGUCAUCUGAUGAUGGAAAGAGCAAAAUAAAAUUUUUGUUCCAAAAUCAAGACACUAAACUCAUUGAAGCCAAGGAGCUGGAAUUUUCAAAUCUCUUUGCAGUUCUUCACUGUAUACAUUCUUUCUUUGCUGCCAAAGUUGCUUGCCUGGACCCUCUCUAUGUGGGAAGUCAGGGUGCUGCUGCUGCUGCUGUUGCUUCAGCACCUGCUCCUGCUACUUGUGCUGCUGGAACAGGAAAGAUUAAAUAUUCCACCUGACAGGUCCUGCAUUCCCCCACCCCCACCCCCUCCAUCUCUUUUUUUGAUGAUACAGUCCAUAAUAAUUCAACAUAUCGUAGGCUAGAAGGAAUCAGGAUCAUUGUGGCCAAUUCAGAAGUGUUGCUCAAAUAAUGACGAACAGGUCAACAUUUUGGUAUGUUUACUCCAUGCAAGAAGAUGAGACUGCAGUGCAACCUAUAAACCGACUGCGGAUAUAUCUACAUUUAACUUUUUUUUAUCUCUGUCAUUUUUAAACCGACUGUAAGCAACAAGAAGCAGUUCCACAAUCAGCUCCUAUUAAAAAUUAUUAAACCUUUUCCAUAUUUACUGACAGACAACAACAGCAAACCAUCGUGUUUCUAUUGAAACCAUAGUGAUCCUUCAGAAUGUUUAGUCACAACCUGAAACCUCUUGGGAUUCGGAAGCAUGUCUGAUGUGUAGACACUUGAGGUACAAAGGCAGGAAAAGUAAGUUCUCUGUUGUACUGUUGUAUAUUUUGUUUAUACAGCAUUAAGAAACGAAAAUAAUGUACAUUUUAAUUAAAUAGUGGUUUUGACAUUUGUACAGCCUAGAGUGCUUUAGAUUUCACUUUUGUAAAUAUCCCAGAGGCAUGGAAAUGUGCAAUAGGGUCUAUUUUGCUGAUGACUAAAUAUAACUUAUUUAUGCUUCUUGCUUGUUUUUCAUGCUUUAUUUAAAAUGAUGCAACCUGACAAAUCUUGAGACAGUUUUAAAGAUAAUCAUACGUAAUCGUAAUCAGAAGCAAUAUUGUGGGAUUAAAGAUUAUUUUCAUCACUAAUGUUUAAUUGCAAAGUGUCAUACUUUUUUUAAUAAAGCCACUGUUUAAUUUCA
Lepisosteus oculatus (spotted gar) is the source of this 3552-nucleotide messenger RNA. It is a transcript of the gene sntg1, whose product is annotated as syntrophin, gamma 1. NCBI's taxonomy places the organism in Eukaryota, Metazoa, Chordata, Actinopteri, Semionotiformes, Lepisosteidae. Gene Ontology annotation, cellular component: dystrophin-associated glycoprotein complex; intracellular anatomical structure. Gene Ontology annotation, molecular function: protein binding; structural molecule activity. The record is from RefSeq and is a predicted model, not a curated record.